Molecule: messenger RNA, 5289 nt
Organism: Thalassophryne amazonica
Lineage: Eukaryota; Metazoa; Chordata; Actinopteri; Batrachoidiformes; Batrachoididae
Gene: cep290
Product: centrosomal protein 290
Exons: 35
Coding region: 1-5289 (1762 amino acids)
Biological process (GO): camera-type eye development; kidney development
Source: RefSeq, a predicted model, not a curated record
AUGUGUGGUGAUGGCCCUGAAGACAGUCACAUCAUCUAUGCACUUGCUGAUCGGGCUGAGGAUGAAAACCUGCACCUGAAAGCACAAUAUGAACAGAUUCAGAAAAGCCUGGAGGAAUCAGCAAUGGAAAUGGAGAAGAUGACAGAUGAAUACAACAAAAUGAAGAUUGCCAUACAACAAGCUGAUUCCAUGACAGACAUGCUCAAAAAAGAGAGGGAUCAUGCAAAGCUGCAAGUGAGAGAACUCACGGAUAAACUCGAUAGCAUGGCUGAAGAAAAUGACCCCAUCAUGGCAGCAGUCAGUGCUAAGGUGGAGGAGUGGAAGAGAGUGCUUUCUGGGAAGGAUGAAGAAAUUCGGGUCUACCAGCAGAUGAUCCUCGAUCUAAAAGAUAAGCUGCGUUCCUCACAGUUGGACUUGGACAAAAGCGGCAUUAUUGCCUUGCAGCAGGCUGCCCAAGAGCGAGAGAACCAAAACACAAUACUGAAGGAACAAUUGAAGCAAUAUACAGAGGAAAUGGAGAAGAAUAUCCUGCUUAUUGAAGAACUGAAGAAAUCCACAAAGACAGACAGAGGCCUGUCAUCAGCUAAGCAACAGAGGAAGUUGGAACAACUGGAGUCUAAGUUGGAAGCAGCAGAGAACAGAGCCCUGGAAGCAGAGCGGCUGGCAAAUCUCGCAGAAGCCGAUGCAGAACAAAAAGACAAAGAGCUAAUUGAGACGUCAAACUACUUGAGGCUGACUGGUGUGGAUGGCCUGGAUGCUGCCAUUACAGAGAUCAAAGAGGGUAAAAAUAUAAUUAAACUGAGGGAUUGUGAGAUAGAGGCCUUGACCAAGGAGAUAAACCAGCUUGAAAUGAGAAUCGGUGACCUCUUGGAUGAAAAUGAGGACUUCCGUGAAAGACUAGGUCUUGAGCCAAAGCACGAGGUUGAUCUGACAGAGUUCAGGCGAACCAAGGAGCUCAAGCAACGGCACUACAAAGCAGAAAACCAAGUACUCACCAAAGAGCUUGAACGGCUUGAAGAAGAGAGACUUGAACUAAAGAAACAAGUCAGAUGCCUGGUGAAGGAAAGAGGUGACUCUGAAAUCAUGCAGUCACAUGACAUCAAAUGGCUUCAACAAUCAGAUUCACUGCUGAAUGAAGAGGAGAGGCCCAGCAGAACUAUGCUGUUGCCUCUUCAACAGAGUACUACUUACAUAAGUGAAGAGAGCAAACACAAGAUUGAGCACCUGAAAAAGGAACUGGCCAAUAAGGACAGAGAAAUGGAACUUCAAAAAACACAGUUUCAAGCCAGGUUGGAAGAACUGUCCAAAGGUAAAAGAGAUCUGGAGGCUAUACUGAAAGAUGUUGUUCAAGCCAUGAAAAUUAAUCAUGAAGCCCCUCUGUCUGCCCUCUCUGUGGAAACAUUGGCUGAUGUAAUAGAUGUGAAGAACUUGGGUGGGGUAUCUGAUGCUGACUCAUACCUUCAGUCUCAAAUACAACAGCUGUUGGGCAGAAAUGAACUGCUGGGAAAAGAAUUGAAGUCAGCUCAGGAGGAGGCAGAAAGGAGCAAUGUUCAGCUGGCCAGAGCUAAAGAAAAGGUGACCCAACUGGAAGGUAAGGUGGAGCGAAGUAAGUCAGGCGGCAACCAGUUGCCCUUUCAACCUUUGCCCCUCCCUGAAGGAUUGGAGCCCAGCAGCACUGCUAUCAUCAGUUCCUUGAAUGAGUAUGCAGUUCGACUAAUUCAGGAAGUCAAAAACCAGGAGGAGUCAAACAAGAUCCUCAUGGCAGAGCUGGAGAAAUGCAAAGAGAAGUUUGCUGUUGUCAGCCAUCAGCAGGGACUCCUGUAUAAAGAAUACCUAAGUGAGAAGGCAGAGUGGCAGAAGGAGAAAGAAACAUUUGCAGAGAUCAAGAAUCAGCUGGAAGAGCAAAAGGAAGUCAAUACUGUUUCACUGCAACAGUACAAAGUCCUGCUGGAUACCCUAGAAAAGGACCCAGAGGAAAUCAGGAGAGUGCUGAGUGAAUGUUUCCGCAAGUUAACUGUGCUGCAAGUGAAUGAGAAGAAGCUGACAUGGCGUUACACCACCUUGCUUGAACAGGAGCAGCACCUCCGCAAGGAGAACAGCAAGCUGAGGGACGAGAGCAGUCAGAUGCAGGUCUCCGUCACCCAGAGGAUCGGCUACUUACACAGAUAUAAGGAAAUGGCUGCAUAUAAGAUAGCAGCACUGCAGAAGGCAAUGGAUGAUACUGUGCCCUCAUCAGACUUGGAGAGGGCUAACAAACAGUACACAGAGUUAACUGUCAAAUACAGGGACCUGUUACAGAGGGACGACCGUCUGAUACAGAGAACAAAUAACCUUGAACAUAUGAAGGAGGGUGAGAGCAUCAUGGAUAAAACAGAAAAAGCACUAGCCAACACUGAGCUGGUAUCUGCGGCCAGACAUAUCACCACUUUAGAAAUGAAGGAGCUGAAUGAGAGGCAAAGAGCUGAGCAUGCCCACCAAAUGUAUGAACAUAUAAGGAACUCCCUCCGGCAGGUGGAAGAGCGUAACUCAGAACUGGAGGCCAAGUUCGCCGAGUUAACCAAGAUAAAUGCAGAUGCCCAGAAGAUGGAACGGGAACUCAGAGAUGAGCUUGCAGCCAGCAUCAGCAAAGCUGUGAGUGAUGCUGAUCGAGCCAGGAUUGCAAAGUUGGAGAAGACAGAAACUGAACUUCGUGUUGAGGUUUCUAAGCUUCGGGAGGUAUCUGAUGUGGCUGUAAUGCAAGUGUCUGCUUUAGAAGCCAGAUAUCAGUCCAAUCAGAAGGAAGUAGAAAUCUUGAGGAGACAGGUCCAUGACUUCCAGUUGCAGUCCGAUGAGAAUGCCCUUAUCGCAAAGCUUCACCAGCACAUCGUGGCCCUGCAGCUCAGUGAGUCCGAUGCUUUGGCAAAAUUGAAGGCUGCAACUUCUCACAUACAACAGCUGGAUGCCAACAAACUGCGUGCUGAACAGCAACUAGAUGCUAGUGAGCGAGCUCUCUUCCUUGCUCGCCAGGAGAGCACAAAUCGCACGAAGCAUCUAAGGCAAACCAUCCACUCACUGCGCAGGCAGUUUGCCGGGGCUCUACCACUGUCCCAGCAGGAAAGGUUCUCUGUGACCAUGAUGAACCUUCAGGAGGACCGGGCGAAAGCUCAGGAAGAGAAAAGAAAGGCAGAAGAGGAGAGAAGGGGAGCAGAGGGCAGGACAGAAGAGCUUGAACUGAAGCUUCAUGGUCUGGAGGAACUUGUCUCAACACUGAAGGAUGCGAAAGGAGCCCAGAAGAUAACUGAAUGGCACAAGAAAAUGGAAGAAGCUCGCCUACAGGAGCUGAGAAAAGGCAGGGAGUUGUUAGUUCAGAAACAGGAAAUCAAGUACCUCAAGAGUCUGGUGGAAGAACUGCAGGCCACCAUUCGCUCUCUGGAAGAAGAUAGUGUACAGAUGAACAUGCUUCAAGAAGAACGCCAGCUUGCAUGGGAUCAGCGAGAAGUGGAGCUGGAACGCCAGCUAGACCAUUAUGAGAAACACCAGUAUGAUAUUCUGAGCCGUGCCAGUAAGUUGGAGGAAAGCACAGGUGCUGUGCCAGACCCAAGUCUGCCUGUUGCUGUUCAGUUAGAGUGUGCACUGCAGAAAAUCCAAGAGCAUCUCCGCACCAUCUUGGACACACAGGCAGCCUGCAGAAGUUUAGAUAAGAAGUUAAAAGAGAAAGAAGCAGCUCUCUGGAAUGCGGAACAGAACAUCCUCUCCAGAGAUAAAGUAAUCAACGAGCUCUGUCUUCGACUGCCAUCGUCAGUCAACAGGGAAGGUUUCUUAGCUGACCUGGCAAAGCAUGAAGAGGGCCAGACAGCAAGCCAGUCUACCCUUAAGAUCACUCAUCAGACCAUCAAAGACCUCCAGGGGCGACUUGACCAAAAGGAGCAAGUGCUAAAGAAAUACCAGAACCAACUGGCUCAAGUCGGACAGGUUCGCUCUGUACAGCAUGAAGAUGGUGGCAUCCUCCACUCCUCUGUUGGGCUGGUAGGCAAACUCCAUGGGGUCCAGCGAUGGUUCCACGACGAUGCGGCGGUGCCUCAGGACGAGCCUCUCAAGCUUGAGGAGUGCCAUGCUGCCCAGAUGAAAGCUUUGACUGGAGAGACUGAGACUCAAAGGAACCACAUGGCCCAGAUGGAGAAAGAAAUGAUGGCUCUACAAACUGAUCUCCAGACCCAGAAGGAGGCCAAUGUUCGCUCCCCGACGAAUACAAUGAAAAAUCUGGUAGAACAACUGAAAUCACAACUUUCACAGAAGGAAAAACAGCUCAAGGCUCUUGGUAAAGCUAUGUUAAAGCUGCGGGCAGAGAUGGUGUCAGCUGCAGAGCAGCAGCUCAUUACUAGUGCUGCACAACAAGAGCAAAAUCUCAACAUACAAAUGUUGAUUGACAAGCACACCAAAGAACUGAAGGCGCAGCUUCAAGAACUUAAUGAAGAACUGGACACUGCAAAAGAGUCUGCUAAAACGGCCAGAAGCCAGGAAAAUGCCCUGAAAGAUGAAGUGGAAAGAUUAAACCAGGACAUCCAGCAGAAGCAGAAAUCACAAAGACGCCUGCAGGCGGACAAGGAUGCGAAAGAACAGGAAAUCCAGGAGCUGAAGCAGCAGAUUAAGAGGUUCAGCACUGCCCUUCAGAAUCGUCCAGCACAAGAUGUCAGUCAGCCAGCCAUUGAGAACCUCCAGAGGAAGAUCAAAAGACUGGAGUCAGACUUGGAGAAAAAAGAGAUUAAAAUUAUUCAGGACGAUAAAUCCAGAGAAGGCUUUGUUCGGUGGGAUGAGAGUAAGAAAUGGCAGACAAAACUGGAAAAAAUGAAGAAUUUGCUGAAGGAAAAAGAAAGAGAGAUUGAGUCCCUGUCCAAACAGCUUGCCACACUGAAAGAUGUCUAUGCCAGAUUAGAGAAAGAGAAGACUGUGCUGCAGAAGAAGGCUCGUGGAAUCACUGCUGAGCAGGUGGUGGGAGCGCGAGCCUUUGAGAUUCAGAACGAAAUGGAGGACCUGAGAAAGAAGAAUGCAGAAUUGGAAACAGAGCUCCUCAACAUAAAACAACACCAGGCAUUGCCUCGUGACACUGCUAUGGAGACUCUGACACUGAGGAAUCAUUGCCUGGAGGAGAGACUGCAUGCCUUAGAGAAAGAAGCUUUUAAAGAGCCUGUGUCCAGACCCUCUAUGAAGGUGGAGUUUUGUCAUCCACUGGUGGAGUCUCACAUUGUGAAGAGCAGAGAUGUUCUUCUCUUCCUUCUGGACUUCAAGUUUUGUGUUCAGCUCCAUCACUAG